Telopea speciosissima is the source of this 1898-nucleotide messenger RNA. RefSeq lists its product as uncharacterized. The transcript has 9 exons. Bases 106 to 1803 code for a protein of 565 amino acids. NCBI's taxonomy places the organism in Eukaryota, Viridiplantae, Streptophyta, Magnoliopsida, Proteales, Proteaceae. The record is from RefSeq and is a predicted model, not a curated record.
AUUAUUUUUUCUGUUAAUUGCUUCGGCUAUAAUUCCAACCAAAAUCAUUUUAAUGGUCGACGUUUGCCUUCACACUUGUGUCUCUAUGACCCUCCUUGGAUUGAGAUGUCGAACUCCAUGAAUCCAUGCUUGAAGAUCAGCUAUGUCGUCUUUGCCUUCUUCUCCGCAAUCUUUCUCGGUGCUCUCAAAGGAUCAUUGGUGGGUCCUGUUGCCGGACCGAUUCUGAUACUUGGAAACGUGGGGGUUAUAUUGGGUCUCUUUCCUGCUCAUGUUUACUGGACUGUUGAUACCAUCAUUAAGACUAAUCGGUUCGAUGUACCACUCAAAGUUGCUUUCUUAAUUGCUUUACCAGCAUUGUUUGGAAUUUGGUUAGGCCUCAGCAUUGCUGGGAGUGUUAUCAUUGGUGUGUUGUAUGGGUUUUUUACGCCCUGGGUUUCAACUUUUGAGGCCUUCAGGCAAGAUACUGAAUUGGAUAAGUUCAAACACUGUAUUGUGGAUGGGACAUGGGAAACAAUAAAAGGGAGUUGUACUGUGGUUCGCGAUUUUGCAGACGUCUGCUACCAUUCGUACCCUGCCUACUUGAAAGAAUUACGAGAACGAAAUGCAAGUUUUGAAGACACUCAAACUCUGAGGUUGAUACACGUGCCAGCAUGUAUUGUUGUGGGGCUGAUGGGAUUAAUAGUGGAAAUUCCUCUUUAUACUAUCAUUGCAAUAGUAAAAGGUCCAUUAAUGCUUUUCAAGGGCUGGCAUCGCUUGCUACAUGAUCUAGUUACCCGAGAAGGCCCAUUCUUUGAAACUGCCUGUAUCCCGGUUGCCGGUUUGACAAUCCUUCUAUGGCCACUAAUUGUCAUUGGGAGCAUCUUUUUCUCUAUUUUCUCCAGCAUUUUCAUUGGACUAUAUGGAUCUGCCAUAGUGUAUCAGGAGAGAUCUUUCAGGAGAGGUGUAGCUUAUGUAAUUGCCAUGGUUGCAGAGUUUGAUGAGUACACAAAUGACUUCCUUUAUCUAAGAGAGGGGUCCAUCCUUCCAAAGCCCCAGUAUCGGAAGAAGAGGGUCUCUCAGUCAGCAGAGUUUUCUGUUGGAGGAAGUCAUGGGGCAAGAAGCAAAUUCAUCUCUGUUUCUACAGAAGGACCUGCAAUACUUGUGGCAAGCUUAACUUCUUCAAGAUCUGUCAGAGAGGCAAUACAAGAAGUAAAAAUGAUGCAGAUAUGGGGCAACAUGAUGAAGUCUAGUGAAAUCAAGGGUAGGGAACUGUUGGAUGCCAAUGUCAUAACAACAGCUGACCUUGAUCAGUGGUUGAAGACUAAGUACAAGGAUGAAGCACCCAUAAUUGGCAGUGGUUUGCCUUCUUAUUCAUUUCUGCAUUUUCUCCUGCGCUCUAUCAAGUUUGGAGCAGAUGGCUUAUUGUUGCUCGAUGGUGUUGAAGUCAACAAUCUGAAUCGACCACAGGACCGGUUGGUGGAAUGGUUCUUCCAUCCUGUCAUGGUCUUAAAGGAACAGAUCAAAGUCAUAAAUAUGGUAGAGGGUGAGGUGGAAUUUUUAGAGAAGGUUGUGCUCUUUGGUAGUGAUAUCAAACGCAUGGAAGCUUGGGAAAAUGGUUCUGUGGUUCCUCAAGAUCCUCUCAGAGCUGCUCAAAUUGAAGGCAUUGGCCGCAGGUUAAUAGGAAUUGCGACAGCUAUAUCAAAGUUGCCAAGUUACAGAAGGAAAUUCCAGCUCGUAGUUAAGAGUCUGAUGACAUAUUCUCUUGAUGAAGGCCCUUCUAGUUCCAACUUGAUCAAAUCCAUUGCUUCAACUGAUGUUGUGUAGAUUGAUAAAGCUAAUUAUUCUGUUCCUUUUGUAUCAAUUCUUAUGUUUUUGUGGUGCUAAGUUCAAUGAUACAAAUGAAAGUUCAAAAUCAAGUU